Orbicella faveolata is the source of this 1653-nucleotide messenger RNA. Its product is annotated as PRELI domain containing protein 3B-like. The record is from RefSeq and is a predicted model, not a curated record. Lineage: Eukaryota; Metazoa; Cnidaria; Anthozoa; Scleractinia; Merulinidae. Gene Ontology annotation, cellular component: mitochondrial intermembrane space.
UUUUGAAAGAAAGGAAUGUUUUUUUGGCAGCGAGUUGGGAAGUUCUGUGGGAAUCUGUUAGGGAAGCAAAAACUUCGGGUUUCGUUGUUGAGUGACGCCUAUAAUUAUAACAUCGAUGCCUACGUUUGCAAGUGUCUGCAUCUGGCUAGUGAAAAAUUUGUUUUGGCCAGUGAAUCAAACCUGUCACUAGCCACUGGGCUAGCAAGCUGAAAAGUUAGUCUCGAGCCCUGAGGCAACAUUUGAUCCAUAGAACAGUUAGAUCUGUUAAACCCCUGACUAUUGCACAGUAGUAACUAAAGCAAAAAUAAUAUGGUGAAUUUACCCAUCUUGUGUUUCUGUAAGGUAAAAGUUCUACAUACUUAUUAUCGUUGUUCUCUUUCAGUCACUGCUGGGAGCGAGUUACACAAGCAGUGUGGCGUAAAUAUCCAAAUGACCUUAAUCCAAAUGUAAAGACAAUGGAUGUUUUGGAUAGACAUGUGGAUGAACAAGGAAGAUUACAUACAACGCGACUCGUGGGCUCUGAGGGGUUUUUACCCUCGUGGGUCUGUAACAUGAUUGGAGUCAGUAACCUUGGAUAUGCCUAUGAACAUUCUGUUGUUGAUCCAGUGAAAAAGACUAUGACAAUGCAAAGUCGGAAUGUAACGCUGUCAGGCUGGGUGGAUGUAGAUGAGACAAUGACUUACUCUCAACACCAGGACAUUGACAAGACCAGACUUGAUCAAGAUACAGUUAUCAAAGUUUUUGGAAUCAGCUUCAAAGACUAUUGUGAAAGCCUCAUCAAGAACACAAUGGUCAACAAUGCUUCAAAGGGAAGACAAGCUAUGGAGAUGGUUAUUACUAAAAUUAACAAAGAGGUGCAAGACUUGGCUACCAAUAUUGAACAAGCAACAAGUCGGCUCAAUUCUGAAUUUGAGCAAGCAACAAGCAGGUUAAACACAGAACUUGAACAAGCUAAGCAUGGACUUGAGCAUGCUACCAUAUUUCCACAGGCAUUCUGUGAAGGAUCAUCAUCAAAAUCACCCUCCAGCUGAUCUUGUGCUUCAUCGUAAUUUUAAAUUAUUCAUUGUUUUUAAAUAAGCCAAGAGGUUGCUCGAGAGAGAAUGUGGAUUGAAGUACACUAUAAAUGAUCAAGAGCAUCCAAGGUGUGAACUGGUGCAAGAAAAGUGGCCGUGGAAGUCAUGUACUGUAUGCUUCCAAAGACUUGCAUCAAAGGGAACUGUCAAAUUGUCUCCAAGGAGACUCUAAUAAAAUAAUAUUGAUACUCGGGCAUGUGUAACCAAGGAAAAGUUGGUAAAAAUAACCAACUUUGAGUUCAGGGCAGUUACCCUAAAACAAAUGCUGUGAAAGACAACAUUAUUUACCAUUCACAUUCCACAAUGCAGUAUAUUUCUGGUGUAAUCAGCCAGGAUUCAUUCUUUAUUUGAUUCAAACAAGAUGAACGUGAGACUGAGAGCAAGAUUCCACCACUCAUGAACUUGAAAUAUUGUUUUGUACAAGUUUGUAAGGAAAUUGAAGUAAUUUCCUUGCGAUAUCUUCUAUGAGCAGUUAUUUAAUAUUUCUUACUUCGAAAUGGAUACUGGUUAAAUAAAUAAUUUUGCAGUCCGUAGGUGAACUGGAUUGUUCAAGGGGAAUAAACACCAUUUUAAAAUUGCA